Kogia breviceps (pygmy sperm whale) is the source of this 2648-nucleotide messenger RNA. The record is from RefSeq and is a predicted model, not a curated record. Lineage: Eukaryota; Metazoa; Chordata; Mammalia; Artiodactyla; Physeteridae.
GCCGGGCCUGGGCCCCUGCUUCGCCCGCAAACUGUGCUGGAGGAGCCGCGCUGAUGGAUCCGAUUCAGGGUGUUGGCAUAGAGCAGAGGAUGAGGAGACACCUUCUGAGCAGAAAGUUUCUGUAGAAGUACCACAAAUAAAUACUUCAAAGACAGACCUGUCCACCCUGAAGUCCUAUCCCUGGCAGAGGUUCUGUCUGCACUUAGAAGGUGGUUUACAUCUAGCUGAGGACCUUGGCACAAACCCUGGUCAGAAACUGUGUGGGUCAGGUGUGAACUUUCACCAGCACAGUGGAGAGGAACUCUUUAGAAGAGAUGUGGGUAAGACCUUUAUGAAGAGCCACACAGUCCGUGCAUACAAGAAGUCUUUCACAUGCCAGGAGCCUGGGAAGGAUUUCCCUGUUACCUCUGGCCUUCUCCAGCACCAGGUCACUCCACAAAGGGACACCAAGUGUGUGGAGGCCUCUCACAAUGGACAAAGGCAGUAUAAAUGCCACGAAUGUGGGAAAGGCUUCUGCCAGAAGUCCAGGCUUGCUCAGCACCAGAGAGUACACACUGGAGAGAGACCUUAUGAAUGUCAUGAAUGUGGGAAAGCCUUUGGCUGUAAAUACAUACUUGUUCAGCACUGGAGUGUCCACACUAGAGAAAAGCCUUAUGGGUGCAGCGAAUGUGGGAAAGCUUUUAGCGACAAACACACACUUGUUCGGCACCAGCGAAUUCACACUGGAGAAAGGCCUUACAAAUGCAGUGAAUGUGGGAAAGCCUUCUGCCGCAAAUACAGACUUGCUCAGCACCGGAGAGUCCACACUGGAGAGAGGCCUUAUGAGUGCUGCGAAUGUGGAAAAACCUUCACCCGUAAACCCAUACUAUUUAAGCACCAGAGAAUUCACACUGGAGAAAGGCCUUAUAAUUGCAGUGAAUGUGGUAAAGUCUUUAGAUGCAACUCCAGCCUCAUUACUCAUAGAAGAAUUCACACUGGGGAAAAGCCUUAUGAGUGUAGAGAAUGUGGGAAGUUCUUUAGCCAAAGCUCUCAACUUAUUGUGCACCAGAGAAUUCACACCGGAGCCAAGCCUUAUGAGUGCAGUGAAUGUGGGAAAACCUUCACCACUAAAAGCAAACUUGUUCAGCACCAGAGAGUCCACACAGGAGAAAGGCCUUAUGAAUGUGGAGAAUGCAGGAGAGCCUUCAGCUGUAAACGCAUGCUUGUUCAGCACCAGAGAAUCCACACUGGAGAGAGGCCUUAUGAGUGCAGUGAAUGUGGGAAAGUCUUUAGGUACAUCUCCAGCCUCAUUAAACAUAGAAGAAUUCACACUGGGGAAAGGCCUUAUGAGUGUAGUGAAUGUGGAAAGUUCUUUAGGCAAAGCUCCCACCUUAAAGUCCACCAGAGGAUUCACACUAUAGCAAACACUUAUGAAUGCAGUGAAUGUGGGAAACAUUUUAGCCAAAACUCUACUCUCAUUUUGCACCAGAGAAUUCACACUGGAGCAAAGGCUUAUAAGUGCAGUGAAUGUGGGAAACGUUUUAGCCAAAGCUCUACUCUUAUUAAGCACCAGAGUUCACAUUGGAGAAAAACCACGAGUGCACUAAAUGUGGAGAUUUCUUCAGCCAAAACUCCCAGCUUACUCAACACCGAAAAGUUCAUGCUACAGAAAGGCAUCGCCAGUAAAGGAAAUGUGGAAAAUUUUUCUGUCAAAGUCUGCUCUGACUGAGCACCAGAAACUUAACAGCCCAGAUGGACCCUGAGUGCAGUGAAUGUAAGAAAGCUUUCAGCUGAAGGUCUAACUUCAUUCGUCACCAGAAAAUUCCUACUGGAGAAAGGCCUUCAAAUGAGAUGAGGAGAGCAGCGAAUGAGCUGUCUCCUUAGUUAAUACAUCGUACUGAAUAGGCUCUGUGAGGGAGUCAUCAACUGGAAGUUGAAUGCCAUACAUCUACACAGCCCUAGUGUGCAGAUUGCCUCUGAGUACCAGGUUCAUAGGAAGUUUUUAAGGAACUAUGCUGUACUUUCUUACUUAAUGUCACUGUGAGUUUCUUACCUCACCCAAGUGGUAGAUCCCCAUUCUUGGCACCAGUCACCUCAGUGUGAUCAGGGAAGGUAGAUCUUUGUGCUCUCUUAUCCCCUUAGAAAUGCAUGAAUAGCCUAAGCACUUGGGUAUUGUCAUUCUCUUUGGCCCUGUCAGGACCAAAGCAGCUUUGACUAAUGGAAUCCAGUCUGGGUUCUGCUGGUGGCUCACAGAGAUUCAACUUCUUUGGUGGCAUUGUCUCAUAUCAUGCUCAGGAUAGGUUUUUCAAGGUGUAAGUCACUCUGUUUGGGAACUAUUUGCCUCACUUUGCUCUGUCCUAUACCACAAUGAAGACUAUUAUUUAAGCCACCUUUCAUCUUGGGGUUUGUUCACUGUCAGACUGGUGUUGAGAACCAAAUUGGACUGUCAGGAUGAUGAGGAACUGGUUUUGUUAGUGUUCCAAACUUCGUAUACCUCAAUGAGGAUAGUAUCAUGGCAGAGAAUAGUUUUCACUCCAGUUUCAGUCCAAUCUGUUUUCCAAGGCCUCCUAGGGUAGACUGCACAGCUUUGUGGGACUAAUGUUGAGUUCUGGAUGUCAGAAUUUUUGGUGGGUCCUGAGGUCACCUGAGAUGAGGACAGUUGUGAGAAC